AAAAGGUGUACACGGUGGAGUGUCAGUUCGUCUGAAGUAUUUUCGCUGACGACAAGCAAUGUUAAAAAAUUAAAACUAGCCAUGCCAGACGACAAGAAAACCGCUGUAGCAAAGAAGAAGGCAGCCGGGGAUGAAACUCGGUUACUUCCGAUAAUUUUGCGUUAUUUUAAGUUAGCCGGAGUUGCACUUGCUGUAUAUGGUUUUGGAUACACUCAGUUUAGUCCAAGUUGGAUUCUUUUAGGACUUCUUGCAUACGUAUGGAAAGAAAAAAUCACCCAGCGAAAACACCUGCAGAUAAAGAUACAACAGCAAAUAGCAAAGGAUGAGGAAUCGACGAUAUUGGCUCGAGUGGAAGAUUUGCCAUCAUGGGUCCAUUUUCCUGACGUUGAAAGAGCUGAGUGGUUUAACAAGAUUCUGGACCAGAUCUGGCCAUUUAUUGGAGAUUAUGUGAAGAAGCUACUGUUGGAUUCCAUUCAGGAAAAGAUCCAACAGAGUCACUCAACAGUGGGGUCAUUCAGGUUCACACAGAUUGACCUCGGUGAUAUUCCUCCGAGGAUUGGAGGUGUAAAAGUUUACACAGAAAAUGUCCGCCGUGACGAGAUUUAUCUCGACCUGGAUAUCAUCUACAGCAGUGAUAGUUUUAUUGAGGUCAAGGUCAAGGGCAUUACAGCUGGUAUUAAGGAUCUACAGUUGCGUGGAACGUUGAGAGUGAUCUUCAAACCUCUGAUUGGACAGAUACCCUUGUUCGGCGGGAUGAGCUUUUUCUUCAUUAACACUCCAGAUAUUGACUUCAAUCUGACUGGACUUGCCAACUCCCUGGAUCUGCCAGGACUCAGUGAUAUGUUGGAUACAAUUAUUGCGGAACAGAUUUCCAACAUCAUGGUGCUACCGAACAGGAUCGUUGUUCCAAUGGUACAAGAUGUCAACUUGAUGAGGCUCAGAUAUCCUCAACCUGAUGGAGUAUUAAGGGUCCAUGUGUUGGGAGCCAAAGAUCUCAUCAAAGCAGAUAUCGGAUUUGCCAAGAAAGGAAAAUCUGACCCAUAUGCUGUAGUGAAAGUUGGAGCAAAGAAGUUUAAGACCAAAGUAAUCAAUAAUACUGUUCACCCAGAGUGGAAUGCUGUGUUUGAGGCUAUUAUUGACAUCAAGGACGGACAAUAUGUCGAUGUUGAGCUCAAAGACGAAGAUCCGGGCAGUAAAGAUGAUGAUUUAGGAUGUGUGAAUAUUCCUAUAUCUUCGGUGGCCAAGGAGGGCGAGAAAGAUAAUUGGCUCCCCCUAGAGGAUGUUAAACAAGGCUUGCUGCACAUUAAGUUGGUGUGGAAUUACCUGUCUAAAGACCCAUCAAUCCUAGACCAUACGUUGCAGCACAUGGAGAAUAAUACUGAUGGUACUGAAUUAUCCUCUUCUCUACUGAUGGUGAACCUGGACUCUGCACGAGAACUUCCGUACCAAUGUUGGAACCAAUUCGGAUUAUUUAAGCGUGGAAAAAAACAGAUGGCUGAGCCGUGUGCCUACUGUAUUGUGAGUGUAGGUCAGAUGAAGGAGGAGAGUGCAGUAAAGAUGAACACAGACAGUCCAAUCUGGGAGGAAAACUAUCGCUACCUUGUACAUGAUCCCAACAUCCAGGUCAUCGAUGUACAGGUCAUGGACAAGAAAACUGGAAAAUCCCUUGGUGACAUGAAUUUGCCUCUCAAGUCUGUUCUUAGAGCUCCUGAUAUGACACUUGACCAAUACUUCAGCCUGAAGAACUCUGGAGCUAGCAGCCAAAUCCACAUGAGGCUUGCACUGAGGGCACUGACAACAGAGAAAUCUAAAGAGUCUACAGAACCUGAGCAGCUCAUCACUCCUAGUGAAGUCAAUAAGGACGGGACCCCAGUAGACAGUGCCACUGCUGCUGCCACUACCCCAUCAGGAGCCCCAACUCAAGCAGCUCCAGCCCCAGCAGCUACACCCAAGGACCAAAAGGCUGCCUCCACUCCAGCUGCUAGCAAGGACACUGGUAAAAUUGUCCCAGAGACUGUUUCAUCAGACCAGUCCAUUCCCCCAGGCAAGACAGCCACACCUCAACAGAGAACAGAUACUGACCUGAGACAGAGAAAGGCUACUACACCUACUCCAGCAGCACCUAAUCCAAAAGGAGCAUAUGAACAUGGUAGGAUGAACCUGACGCUCAGGUACAGCUCUCAAAGGAAGAACUUGGUGGUCGUUGUCCACAAGUGUGUACACUUGAUCGCCUGCGAUGAUGACAACUUGGCUGACCCUUAUGUGAAGAUGUAUCUACUCCCGGACAAAUCCACAAGACACAAGACCAAGAUUGUCAAAAAUAAUCUGAACCCUAUUUUUGAUGAAACAUUUGAGUUUGAGGUAAACCCAGGAGAUGUUAAAAAUCGCACCCUGGAUAUCACAAUACGAAAUGAUACAUCAAUGUUCUCUGGGAACAAGAGGACCAUGGGAACAAUGGCGAUAGACCUCACCAAUCUGGAUCUGACUAAGACGACAACAGAAUGGUUUGAUGUCCGACCUGAGGAUUAUGAAGGCAAACCAUACUCAUUCAGUUCUGAUGUUUAAACAAUCUUCCCAUGCAUCACCAUCCAAUGACAUUUUACAGCCAAGGAUUCAAGUCAUUUGUCAUAUAGUGUUAUGUAACUUGCCUUUUAUCACUCAAAUUAUCUCGCUCAUAUGUGUUGUCUUUAGAUUUGCAUGGCAAUAAUUUUAUUGUAACAAUUUAUGCAAAGUUGAAUCCAUCCAUUGCAGUUUGAGACUGAAAAAUAGAUUUAUUGUUGUUUAAGAUAAAUUGUUGGGGUUAAGAAAAUGUUGUUAGUGAAAACAAAAUUACAUAUAAUGGAGAUGGCAAAAGAUGGUGUGUAAAAUCAGAAUAUUUCAAACAUAAGUGAGUUAUUUUAUUUUGAACAUGUACCAUUUUACAAGAUGACAGAAUAUUUGUCUCUAACUUACAUUAAGAGUGAUAUGUAUAUUGAACAACAAAUUAGCUUUAAAAUGUGAUCUUGUUAAGGUAUUUAAUUGCCAUAUUAAAGAACAAUAAUAGCUAGAUAGGGUAUUUUUUACAACUUGGAUAUAUUUACCAUUUUAUUUUUAAUUGUCAAGAUCAGAAAAGCUGCAUGAAAUGCACUGUUGAUAUAUUUUUGAAAGCGAACAGUUUACUUUGCAUUGUUGAUGGAAUAAAUAAGAGUCAUAUCAUUCGUGAUUUUACGGACAAUGUUCCUCAUGAACUUAUUAGUAAGGACCUCAAAUGUCCAGUCUCUGUUCAGACUGUCUCCAAAUUAUACAUUACCACAUGUAUUUGUGGGAAAGAGUUUUUGAUGGCCAAAAAAAGGGGGGGGGAUUUUUUAUUCCUCAAAUUAUGAGCCAAUGUAAUAUCUAAAAUUGUUUUUGUUCUCAUUUCUGAAAGAAUUUACCAUGGUUGAAUUCUCUUUACCCUCCAAAAUAGUUUGUCUAUGUCAGUGUAAUCCCAUUUUGAUGGCUUUCAGUCAUGAUAUUCAGUGUAACAAAGUCCACAACACAUAUCAGAAGCUACAUUGUAUAUAUGAUGGCACCCCUAGCAUAUUGGUCAUAUUGUACGUUAUGUUGGGAAUGGUACUAGAAAUAUUUGUUAUGUUAAUACACAGUUAUAUUUACAUAUUAAAGUGAUUUGAUUUAACACAGUUAUGUUUACAUAUUAAAGUGAUUUCAUUUAAUACACAGUUAUAUUUACAUAUAAAAGUUGAUUUUUAUUAGCAAGUGCAUGACAACCGUGUGUAAUAGUGCACCUCUGUAGCUGGCAGAGAGUAAUGCUUUAGGAUACAACAGUUUACAUACAAGUGAUGGCUGCCUUCCUUAAUGCUUAGAGGGACAAGUUCUCUAUCAUAUACGGGCUGGGUGAACCAUAAACUUUAUUAUCAUUUAAAACAUGAAAUGUUUAGAUGUGGUUUUUGAUGUAUCAAAGGUUUGAUGAGCUACUCUUCUACAAUGGCCUUAGCAAUAUAACACCUUUUGGUGGAUGAUGUGAUAUACAAAUUUAAUGCCUUUUGUUGUGCUGGAAAUCAUCGUCGUUCUUGGUGGCUGUAUCUAUGCAUAUUACGAUAUGCUGGAAUGUGUUUGAUAUAUAUUAUUAGAUAUAAUCUAUAGGGAGCUUUGGAAUUAUCAUGAAAUUUAUUUUUUGGAAAAAACUGUUUGUUUUUAUUUAAAUGUUUUAUUUUGUAAAGCUGAUAUUAUGAAAAGUGCAUCAUUGUUACUACAGGGUUAUGAUUGGUACUUUGCCGAAAAAAACAUGAUUAUUUACCACUACAUGCUAAGUAAAAGUCUUGCAGGAGGAAUUUUUUCACUUAAACUUAAAGAGUGCUUUUUACAUGAAAACUUUAUGAUAUUAGAUAAAUCAAAAUUACAACAAUAUGAACUACAUUGCACAAUGUUCUGUUGAGAAAAAUUACAUCUUGUUACUUUGAAUACUCAUUCUAUACAAAACUGAUUUUGGUACAAGAUUUUGAUUUCCUUGAUAUUUUCAGCUUAGCUUUCAUAAAUUAACAUUGUUAUGGAAUAUCAUCUAAAUAGAUCCAUAGUACUAUAACCUGUUGCUUUGUCAGACAUUUAAUUCUUUUAUUGUACUCAGUUCUUUCCUUUUCAUGUACUCAGUUGUUCUUUCCUUUUCAUGUAUAAUCAGCUUUGUGAUUGUGAUAAUGCUGUAACGUAAAACCACUGAUCAUGAAUCUAGUGGAUCUGUUAUCAGUUUUUUCGAUGUUAACUGUUUUCACAUUUCUAUUUUCUGUUUUCUUUUUAUAUCAAUUUUUGUUCUAUUUUCGUUGUUGUACAUUUGAACCUAGGAUAUUGUUUGGGACCUAUAACUAAAUGUUACAAUGCCUAUAUCUGGCAUUCAUUGCCACCAUGUAAACAUGGCUUUUGACUUAUCCCAUCCUUCUGUAAAAUUUUCGACAGAAAUAUCAAUAUUUUAUCAGUACUUAACUUUCAGUGGAUUAUUUGUUCAUUCCACAUAAAAAUCUUUGUACUUCUGUUGAUGUUAUUGAGUGUUGAGUGUAUUGAAACGGACACCAAAUUAUAAAGCCAAUGAUAAAGUACUGUUACAUAAAUGAUUUAUGUGGGAAACUGUAGGUCCAUGUAUAAAGAGUUCUGAAUGACUGUUUAUUCAUGGCUAAUUGAGAAAUAUAAGAAAUCUCAUUAUAUAUUACAUAAUAUUGUUUUGCUUUUGUAGUUUUAGGCAGAUUAACAUUGUAUUUAAUUUUAUAAUUAUGUUGGUAUAGCACUUGAGUUUAUUGGUAGUUAUGGUGGGAAAUAUAAUGGUAUUUUCAUUAUGAUUAGUGCAAUUAUAAAACAAAAUUAGCUGGUACACCUGUAUAUACUCGCAUCCCAUAUCUAAUUAAUGGAACUAACUCAAAAUGAAAAAAAGAGCUUUUGAAAAUAAAUAAAGAAUACAAACUUUGUAAAGAAUAUUUCACUUUUUUUUCAGAUAUUAGCAAAUCAUCAGAAAAAAAUAUAUUAAUUUCUAAACAGUAUAGAUAACAUACUAUUAAAGUAAUAUACCAUUCAUGAUAAAAAUGUUACUAAUACAUGAAUAGAGAGCACAGUUGUUGUUCGACUCCUCUGGAUUGUUACUAAUAACUCUCCUUACCUGCUGCUGCAUACAUCACACACUAUAAAUUUUACUUUUACCUA
This is a messenger RNA of Ylistrum balloti, 5661 nucleotides long. Its product is annotated as extended synaptotagmin-2-like. The transcript has 22 exons. The record is from RefSeq and is a predicted model, not a curated record. Gene Ontology annotation, biological process: lipid transport. The coding region runs from base 82 to 2565 and encodes 827 amino acids. Gene Ontology annotation, molecular function: lipid binding. Lineage: Eukaryota; Metazoa; Mollusca; Bivalvia; Pectinida; Pectinidae.